AUGGCCUUUGAAGCUCAAGUAGAGGAGACAGUUGGGGGAUUCCAAGGGUUCUCUUUGGAAAAGGCCAAGAAUGAAACCGCCAAAGAAAACUUCAGGGAUGGAGAUGGACCACAGAGGCAGGAGGAAAGCCACACAGCCAAGAGGAUGGAUAAGCCCAUUCUGUCCGGAGGAGGAGGCUUCCGCAAAAUCCCAGUCCAAGAAGAAAGAUCACAGCUUCUUGUGCACCAAAGAACCCAUACAAGGGAGAAACCUUUUGAAAGCUCAGAGCGUGAAAAGAUAUUCAGUCACAGUGGCAGUCUUAAAACACAUCAAAGAAUCCAAACAGGGGAGAAAACCUUUGAAUGCUCAGAAUGUGGAAAGAGAUUCACUAACAAUAGCAGUCUUCAAACACAUCAAAGAAUCCACACAGGGAAGAAACCUUUUGAAUGCUCAGAGUGUGGAAAGAAAUUCAGUCAAAGUGGCAAUCUUCAAAUACAUCAAAGAAUCCAUACAGGGGAGAAACCUUUUGAAUGCUCAGAAUGUGGAACCAGAUUCAGUCACACUGCCAGUCUUAAAAAGCAUUUAAGAACCCACACAGGGGAAAAACCUUUUCAGUGCUCAGAGUGUGGAAAGAGAUUCAGUCAAAGUGGCAGUCUUCAAACACAUCAAAGAAUCCACACAGGAGAGAAACCUUUUGAAUGCUCAGAGUGUGGAAAGAGAUUCAGUCGAAGUGGAAGUCUUCAAACACAUAAAAAAAUCCACACAGGGGAGAAACCUUUUGAAUGCUCAGAGUGUGGAAAGAGAUUCAGUCACAGUGCCAUUCUUAAAAAGCAUUUAAGGACCCACACAGGGGAGAAACCUUAUGAAUGCCCAGAUUGUGGAAAGAGAUUCAAUCGAAGUGGAAAUCUUCAAACACAUAAAAGAAUCCACACAGGGGAGAAAGCUUUUGAAUGCUCAGAGUGUGGAAAGAGAUUCACUCAGAAUGGCAGUCUUCAAAUACAUCAAAGAAUCCACACAGGGAAGAAACCUUUUGAAUGCUCAGAGUGUGGAAAGAAAUUUAGUCAAAGUGGCCAUCUUCAAAUACAUCAAAGAAUCCACACAGGGGAGAAACCUUGGGAGAAAACCUUUGAAUGCUCAGAAUGUGGAAAGAGAUUCACUAACAGUAGCAGUCUUAAAACACAUCAAAGAAUCCACACAGGGGAGAAACCUUUUGAAUGCUCAGAGUGUGGAAAAAAAUUCAGUCAAAGUGGUCAUCUUCAAAUACAUCAAAGGAUCCACACAGGGGAGAAACCUUUUGAAUGCUCAGAGUGUGGAAAGAGAUUCAGUCACAGUGGCAGUUUUCAAAAUCAUUUAAAAACACACACAGGGGAGAAACCUUUUCCAUGCUCAGAGUGUGGAAAGAGAUUCAGUCGAAGUGGCACUCUUCAAACACAUCAAAGAAUCCACACAGGGGAGAAACCUUUUGAAUGCUCAGAGUGUGGAAAGAGAUUCAAUGUCAGUAGCAGUCUUCAAACACAUCAAAGAAUCCACACGGGG
Messenger RNA from Euleptes europaea (tarantolino), 1515 nucleotides. RefSeq names its product zinc finger protein OZF-like. The record is from RefSeq and is a predicted model, not a curated record. The transcript is spliced from 4 exons. Gene Ontology annotation, biological process: regulation of cytokine production; negative regulation of transcription by RNA polymerase II; regulation of immune system process. Lineage: Eukaryota; Metazoa; Chordata; Lepidosauria; Squamata; Sphaerodactylidae. The annotation marks the transcript as partial.